Tigriopus californicus is the source of this 5127-nucleotide messenger RNA. RefSeq lists its product as uncharacterized. Gene Ontology annotation, biological process: carbon fixation. The record is from RefSeq and is a predicted model, not a curated record. Gene Ontology annotation, molecular function: ribulose-bisphosphate carboxylase activity; magnesium ion binding. NCBI's taxonomy places the organism in Eukaryota, Metazoa, Arthropoda, Copepoda, Harpacticoida, Harpacticidae.
UUACACACUCACUCUCCGAACUCUCUGGGACGAAUCGGGUGUAGUACCUGAGCCGUGCUAACGAAAAAUGGAACAGAUUUCUGUCUGAAGGUCUGGAUUUUCCAAUUGUGAUUCAAAAUGCAACAUUUCGGGCUUCUGGUCGUGUUGUUUUUGGGCGUGAUCCCCUCAUCUUCCAGCCGACGACGAUCGGUCGAAGACGUGGCUCGAAAACAACUGGAUACUCUCAUUCAAACCGAGGACUACUUGGUUGUGUUUUGGUAUGGAAAAAAUUGCAAAACUUGCGACAGGACGCUCUCUUUGCUUGAGUCCAAAUUCACGGAAUUGGAAGAAGCUGGUGUUGAGGUGACCAAGAUGAAUGACAAGAAAACGGCCAAACUCUACGGUGUGGUCACCUUUCCUGGGCUAACAUUCUUUAAAGCCGGCAAAGCGGUCCCAUUUGAGGGUGAUCUCAGCAAUGGAGAGGCCAUUCUUGAUUUCCUGAUCAGUCAAGAGUCUUUGGACAUUCCGGAUCGAAUUGAGCAAGUCAAUGCCAAACAAUUGGAGAAACUCAUCGAAUGGAAAGACUUCAUUGCCAUCUUUUUCUACAAUGGCCAAGACGAGAGUUCGGAAGCAUUGAGACACUUGGAAAACAUCGAUUCCAAAGCCGACAAAAUGGGGAUUGCUUUUGUCAAAAUCAACGAUUUGGAAUUGGUGGAUGAAUAUGGUUUGCCAGGCCUACCCUCAUUGGUUUACUACCGACGUCAGGCACCCAUAUUAUACGAAGGAGAUCUGGCACAAGAAACCGAGAUCUUGGAAUGGCUCAUUCACACUCGAACAACUGGAGACGACGAAGACGUCAUUGAAGAGGUCUCAUCCACGGAAUUGGAGACUCUAAUAUCGUCCGUCGAGAAUUUAGCCGUUCUUUAUUAUGACGACGAAUCCAGGAAAGCAGAUUUGUUACUAGAGAGCCUGGAAAAAAUCGAUGAUGAGUGCGACCAGAAGGAUAUCCAAUUCGUCAAGAUAAGCCAGGACAAGGCCGGAGAAAAAUACGGCAUCACUCAACUACCCAAAUUAGUUUUCUUUAAAAGCGAUCUGCCGAACAUUUUCGAAGGCAAUCUGAUUGAUGAAAACGAGGUGUUGGAUUGGCUUUUGGGUCAGGUGCAUUCGGACUCCAUUGAAGAGAUCACGGGGACCAUGCUGGAUCGACUGAUUCAAGAGUCGCGCCAUCUGGUGGUGCUCUUCUAUGAUCGGGACGAGGCGGAAUCCAUAAACUUGAUCGAUAUUCUCGAGACUGUUGAUGACGAGUUGGACAAACAAGACAUCUUGAUGGUCAAGCUCAGCGAUCACCGAGAAGCCAAGGAAUGGGGCAUAGAUGACACGCCCGCCAUUGUGUACUUUGAAAAUGGAAUCCCAUUUCUGUUUGAAGGAGGUCUGACCUCGGCGGAAGUAAUUCUCGAGUGGUUCUUGGACCAGAUUAAAGGUGACCAAAUUGAGAAGGUGACGGACGAGAUGUUGGCCAAAAUGAUAGACGGCCAACAGUCUACUGUGGGGGCCAUUUUCUCGAGCCAUAAUGAUGUGGGUGUGCUAUUUUAUGAUCAUAAUGGUAUGGAAUCUGCUCAGAUUCUGGCCGCAUUGGAGAACAUUGAUGAUGACUGCGACAAAUACGGGAUACCCUUGGUCAAAAUCGAUGAUCCAGAGUACGCCAAGGCCAAUGGCAUAGACAAGAUCCCAUCCUUAUACUUUGAAAAUGGAUUGCCCAACGUUUUCGAGGGAAAUCUUGCCAACGAUGACGAAGUCCUUGGAUGGUUGCUUCACCAAAUGCAGGAUGAUAUCGAAGAAGUCACAGAUGAGAUGCUCCAGGUUCUCAUCAAACGACACGAACAUCUCGCGGUAGUAGUUUACGAUCCGGACGAUAGGAGAAGUGACAAAGUUCUCACUGGCUUGGAGAAUAUUGAUGACGAUCUCGACAAGGGUGAUGUAACUUUGGUCAAGUUAUCCAACGACAACGAUCUUACCUUCUUGGGGGAACUUCCGGAUCUUCCGGCCAUUGUGUUCUUUGAGAGUGAAGUUCCUACAGUUUUUUCUGGAGAUGAAGGAAAGGAAUCUGCAGUUUUAACUUGGCUGAUAGAUGUAGCUCACGAUGAAGAAGAAUACGGCGAUGGAUAUUCCGUCAACGAUGCACCACUGGAUCAGGACAAAAAGUCUGCUAAAAGACAAGCAAAUCGGAAAAUCAAGACUAAAACAGUUUUACCCCAACCGGAACCAACAGCAACACCAAAACCAAAGGCAAAAACCUCACCAAAAAGCAGCCUCAGAAUACAAAAUCUGAGGCACCAACGAAGCCUGGACCAAGCCGAAUGUUACAUCUACGAGGAAUUGGACAAAGUGUCGACCAAAAUUAUUGCUGGAUUGGAGAAUGUGGAAACCCGACUGAAGGGCAAACCGAUUCGGUUCCUAGAAGUUGAUGUGAAUGAUGUUCCUGAGAUCUCCAUUUCAUCCGUUCCUUCGUUGGUAUUCUUUAAAAACGGAGAGCCCUUCAUUUAUGAAGAUAAUUUGAUGAACGAGGAGAGUAUAUUGAUGUGGGCUCAAGGCGAGUACCAGACCAACGAGGAUGUCAUUGAAGAUGUAUCAACGGAGGCUGUCCACAAAUUGAUUGAGAGUAAUCCGUAUGUAUUGGUCUAUGUGUACAAGGCCAAAUGCGAGAAAUGCGUGGAAGCAACCAACAACUUGGAAGGGAUUGACGACGACACCGACGCGGUUGGCGUGAAGUUUGUCAAAACAGAUGAUGCAACAUUCAUCAAGGAAUUUGGCAUUGUCAAUUUCCCCGCCAUCGUCUAUUUCGAAAGCGGAAACCCCAGCCUCUAUGAAGGCGAUCCCACGGAACAAGCUGAACUUCUGACCUGGCUGCUCUACCAAUUGAAGGAGGAUACGAUAGAAAACAUUAAUAGAGAUUUACUGUUUCGAUUGAUGACAGAAAACGAAUUCUUAGGCGUGUUCUUCUACUCUAAUAAUGAAGAAUCAUUGAAAAUGUUACGUCAUCUGGAGCUCAUUGACGACGAGGCCUCGGAGUUCGGCGUUCGCUUGGCCAAGAUUGACGAUCCGCUGAUGGCCAAAAAAUACGGACAUCGCAACCCACCUGGAUUGGGCUAUUUUAGGCAUGCAAAUUACAUCAAAUAUGACGGGGAUCUAUUUGACGGUGAGGAGAUCCUGGAUUGGCUCACGGAUCCCAAUAUUAUGGAAGUGAGCGAUACGAUCGAAAUGGUCAACACCAAAAUGUUCGAGAAGCUCAAGUCCAGAAAUGAGCACUUGGCCGUGGUUUUUUAUGCGGAACACGAUUGUAUGCAAUGCGAGAUGGUCCUUCAGGAAUUGGAGAAAAUUGACGACGAGGCCGAGGCUUCAGGCAUUCCCAUUGUCAAGCUAGAGGACCGAGCUUUAGCCAAAUCCGUCGGUGUUUUUGCUUUACCCUCGAUUGUGAUCUUUCGGAAUUUCGGCGAUGAUGCGGUGAUUUACGCGGGUGACCUCAAAAAUGAAGAGGCCGUUUUAGAAUGGCUCAUAGUUCAACGAGAUCCCACUAAUGAAGCAAUCGAGGAGAAACAAGGCCAAACCUUGAGGAAGAUCAUUAUGAAGACCGAGUCUGUGGGGGUCUUUAUUUAUAGCCAAGAGAAUUGCAAGACCUGUCUGAGUGUCUUACAAUCCCUAGAAAACAUCGACGAUGACUGUGCCCGACACAACAUCAAGCUCAUCAAGACGACCGACGAGGAAUUCGCCAAUGAAGUCGGAAUCACAGAGUUCCCAGGACUGGUUUUCUUCUACAACAGUGUCCCCAAUAUUUAUGAAGGAGAUCUCCUGGCUGAAGAGGAAGUGCUGGAUUGGUUGGUCGAGAUGAGAUCUGAGAGUCAUAUCGAGCUCAUCACUCGACCAAUGCUGGAGAUGAUGGUGGGAAAUGUCCAAUACUUGGUCGUCUUCUUUGUGAAGCAGAAUUGUCGAACAUGUGAUCAAGUUUUGACCGAGCUCGAGAAAAUAGAUGACGAGUGUGAUGCUUUUGGGAUUCAGAUGGUCAAACUUCAAGAUCCGCAAUUGGCCAAACGUUACGGAAUCAAGACAUUUCCGUCGUUAGUUUACUUCAGAAACGGCAACCCUCUCACUUAUGAAGGUGACCUCAAGAACGAGGAAUCUGUCUUGGAUUGGCUCAUUGACGAUGAAAAUCGAGAACUUGAGGACGAGAUCGAAGCAGUGAACAUUCGCAUGCUGGAGAAACUCCUGGAUUCCUCACCAUUUUUAGCCGUCUUCUUUUAUGAUGAAGAUUGCAUCGAGUGUGAUGCCCUUCUAGAAGCUCUCGAACAUAUCGACGAUGAAGCCGACAUGUUUGGCGUGGAUUUUGUCAAGACAGACGAGCCGAAAGCGGCCAAGCGAUAUCAUAUCUACCGAACACCAGCCUUGGUCUAUUUCCGAAAGCGACUCCCCGUGAUCUAUGAUGGCGAUUUGAUGGACCCGGACAAGGUUCUGGAAUGGCUCACCUCCCAAGAUGUCUUUGAGAUCAAGGAUGAGAUUGAAGAAGUCAAUCGAAGGAUGCUGGAGAAGCUUCUGGACGAGAACGACUUUGUGGCCGUCUACUUCUAUGAUGAGAAGUGCCCAAGUUGCCAUCGAGUGAGCGAAGGUUUGGAGAAGAUUGACCAAGAUGCCGACGCCUUGGACAUCACAUUCGUCAAAAUUAACGACCAUCGUUAUGCCAAGAAAUACGGCGUAAACAAAUUACCCGCCCUGGUCUAUUUUAGGAGGAAAUUUCCAAGUAUUUACAGAGAUGACCUGUUUAACGAACAAGAAGUGUUGGCCUGGUUGAAGAAGAACAGGUUCAAACAUAUGGAGUUGGAUCUCUUCAUGUACAGCAUUUUGGCCUUGGCCUCCUCAUUCAUCCUCUACACGGCCUUCCUCAUCUUUGGCUUCAAACCGAAAGAAACCGACAAGAAAUUAGAGGACGACGAACUCAACAAGUGAUCUUGCCAACUCUCAAUCUGUAAUAAAAUACCAUCUAUUUUGAGGGACCGUCACUGGCUGUGAGAAUGGCAACCUUCACUUCCUUGUUGUUGAAUGAUGAUUCCUUUUUGAUAUCGUAACACGAGUCUUGUUCCAAUAAAUAUUCAGAACCAA